Molecule: messenger RNA, 7277 nt
Organism: Piliocolobus tephrosceles (Ugandan red Colobus)
Lineage: Eukaryota; Metazoa; Chordata; Mammalia; Primates; Cercopithecidae
Gene: DSG1
Product: desmoglein 1
Exons: 15
Coding region: 213-3368 (1051 amino acids)
Biological process (GO): homophilic cell-cell adhesion
Cellular component (GO): plasma membrane; desmosome
Molecular function (GO): gamma-catenin binding; calcium ion binding
Source: RefSeq, a predicted model, not a curated record
CCAGCCCAAGUUUUUAGGGUGGGGAUCCAGACUGGUUAUACGUACCUUCAGUCCUUCUCCCAGAGGAAGGCAGAAACACCUCAAAGCCUGCAUGUAAGAACAUCUACUGAGAAAUUAUUUUAAUCAGACACCAGCUGAGUGGGAGAAAGAAAAAGAACAGAGAAGAACAAACAAAACUCCCUUGGUCUUGGAUGUAAGAGAAUCCAGCAGAGAUGGACUGGCGUUUCUUCAGAGUAGCUGUAGUGCUGUUCAUUUUUCUGGUGGUGGUAGAAGUUAACAGUGAAUUCCGAAUCCAGGUAAGAGAUUAUAACACUAAAAAUGGCACCAUCAAAUGGCAUUCAAUCCGAAGGCAGAAACGUGAAUGGAUCAAGUUCGCAGCGGCAUGUCGUGAAGGUGAAGACAACUCAAAAAGGAAUCCAAUCGCCAAAAUUCACUCAGAUUGUGCUGCAAACCAGCAAGUUACAUACCGCAUCUCUGGAGUAGGAAUUGAUCAGCCACCAUAUGGGAUCUUUGUCAUUAAUCAGAAAACUGGUGAAAUUAAUAUAACAUCCAUAGUUGAUCGAGAGGUCACUCCUUUCUUCAUUAUCUACUGCCGAGCUCUGAACUCAAUGGGCCAAGAUUUAGAGAGGCCGCUAGAGCUCAGAGUCAGGGUUUUGGAUAUAAAUGACAACCCUCCAGUGUUCUCAAUGGCUACAUUUGUAGGACAAAUAGAAGAAAAUUCUAAUGCAAAUACGCUGGUGAUGGUACUCAAUGCUACUGAUGCAGAUGAACCAAACAAUUUGAAUUCAAAAAUAGCCUUCAAGAUUAUAAGACAAGAACCUUCAGAUUCACCAAUGUUUAUUAUCAACAGAAAUACUGGAGAAAUUCGAACGAUGAAUAAUUUUCUAGACAGAGAGCAAUAUGGCCAGUAUUCUCUUGCUGUAAGAGGCUCUGACCGAGACGGCGGGGCAGAUGGCAUGUCAGCGGAAUGUGAGUGCAACAUUAAAAUCCUUGAUGUCAAUGAUAACAUCCCUUACAUGGAACAGUCUUCAUAUAGCGUGGAUAUUCAAGAAAAUACUCUAAAUUCAAAUUUGCUCCAAAUUAGAAUAAUUGAUUUGGAUGAAGAGUUCUCAGCUAACUGGAUGGCAGUAAUUUUCUUUAUCUCUGGAAAUGAAGGAAAUUGGUUUGAAAUAGAAAUGAAUGAAAGAACAAAUGUGGGAAUUUUAAAGGUUGUUAAGCCCUUAGAUUAUGAAGCUAUGCAGAAUCUGCAACUUAGUAUUGGUGUCAGAAAUAAAGCUGAAUUUCAUCAUUCAAUUAUGUCUCAGUAUAAACUGACAGCAACUGCAAUUUCUGUGACUGUGUUAAAUGUAAUUGAAGGCCCAGUGUUUCGUCCAGGUUCAAAGACAUAUGUUGUAACUGGUAAUAUGGGAUCAAAUGAUAAAGUGGGAGAGUUUGUAGCUACUGACCUGGACACAGGUAGACCUUCAACGACUGUUAGAUAUGUAAUGGGAAAUAAUCCAGCUGAUCUGCUAGCUGUUGAUUCAAGAACAGGCAAAAUCACUUUGAAAAAUAAAGUUACCAGGGAACAGUAUAAUAUGCUCGGAGGAAAAUACCAAGGAACAAUUCUCUCUAUAGAUGAUGCUCUUCAAAGAACUUGCACUGGUACAAUUAAUAUUAACAUUCAAAAUGUUGAUGGAGAUGACAGGACUAAUAAUACAGAGGCAAACACUGACGGUACCAAUACUGGCAGAGAAGAAAGUACUUCUUCCACUGACUAUGAAACCAGCACAAGUUAUGGUGUCUCCCAGCAACCAGUUUCUAAUGGAAACAAUAACGGAGGAUUCUUCCCAUUGUUCGCAGACAAUGUGCAUUUCGGUCCUGCUGGCAUUGGACUGCUCAUCAUGGGGUUCUUGGUCUUAGGAUUGGUCCCAUUUUUGAUGAUUUGUUGUGAUUGUGGAGGUGCUCCUCGUAGUGCAGGUGGCUUUGAGCCUGUUCCUGAAUGUUCAGAUGGAGCAAUUCAUUCAUGGGCGGUAGAAGGACCACAGCCUGAACCCGGGGUUAUGACCACCGUCAUACCGCAAAUACCACCUGAUAAUGCAAAUAUAAUUGAAUGCAUUGACAACUCAGGAGUUUAUACAAAUGAGUAUGGUGGCAGAGAAAUGCAAGAUCUGGGAGGAGGAGAGAGAAUGACAGGAUUUGAACUAACAGAGGGAGUUAAAACUUCAGGAAUGCCUGAGAUAUGUCAAGAAUACUCUGGAACAUUAAGAAGAAAUUCUAUGAGGGAAUGUAGAGAAGGAGGUCUGAAUAUGAAUUUCAUGGAAAGCUACUUCUGUCAGAAAGCAUAUGCUUAUGCAGAUGAAGAUGAAGGACGCCCAUCCAAUGACUGUUUGCUCAUAUAUGACAUCGAAGGUGUAGGUUCCCCUGCUGGCUCUGUGGGUUGCUGUAGCUUCAUUGGAGAAGAUCCGGAUGACAGCUUCUUGGAUACUCUGGGACCUAAAUUUAAGAAGUUGGCAGACAUCAGCCUAGGAAAAGAAAUUGAAUCAUAUCCAGACCCUGAUCCUUUUUGGCCACCCCAAAGCACUGAACCAGUUUGCCUUCCUCAGGAAACAGAGCCCACGGUUAGUGGACACCCACCAAUCUCCCCACAUUUUGGCACUACCACAGUAAUUUCUGAGAGCACCUAUCCCUCGGGACCUGGUGUGCAGCAUCCUAAGCCUAUUCUCGAUCCUCUGGGCUAUGGUAAUGUCACUGUGACCGAGUCUUACACCACCUCUGACACUCUGAAGCCCUCUGUGCACUUUCACGAUAACCGACAAGCAUCAAACGUGGUGGUGACAGAGAGAGUGGUCGGCCCAAUUUCUGGCACUGAUUUGCAUGGAAUGUUAGAGAUGCCUGACUUACGAGAUGGGUCAAAUGUUAUAGUGACAGAAAGGGUAAUAGCACCAAGCUCUAGUCUACCUGCCUCUCUGACUAUUCAUCAUCCUAGAGAGUCUUCAAAUGUGGUAGUGACAGAAAGAGUAAUCCAACCGACUUCCGGCUUAGGUAGUCUUAGUAUGCACCCUGAGUUAACCAAUGCCCACAAUGUGAUUGUGACAGAGAGGGUUGUUUCUGGUGCUGGCGUAACUGGAAUUAGUGGCACCACUGGGAUCAGCGGUGGCAUAGGCAGCAGUGGCCUGGUUGGCACCAGCAUGGGUGCUGGGGGUGGGGCCCUGAGUGGAGCUGGCAUAAGUGGUGGUGGCAUUGGCCUGAGCAGCUUGGGAGGGACAGCCACCAUUGGCCACAUGAGGAGUUCCUCUGACCAUCACUUUAACCAAACCAUUGGGUCCGCCUCCCCUAGCACAGCUCGAAGUCGAAUCACAAAGUACAGUACCGUGCAAUAUAGCAAGUAGUCAGGACCCCAGCUCACUUUUUCAUAGUCACUGUGGUUUAGAUCCAAUUCCCACCACUAAGAAACUAACAAUGUGAUUUAUAACGCACAACUUCAUGCUCAGGUCAUCUAGGAGCAAGGUGAGAAAUCACAAUGAGAAAAUAAAUGGAAACACCGCUGCUAGGGGAGAGCUCUCCUUAGCGUUCCUAAACUUUUUUCUUAUAUUAGCACUAAGGAACUAAAACUUGAGGCAGAGCCUUCUUUGUGCCUGAGUGGCCUGUAGUCUAUCUCCAGCAUGUAACUGGCCUUACAACGGCAAUUGGCAUAAUUCUCCUUGCUCUGUUUUGCUUUUCCAUAUAGCUCGAGCAAAAUUUAAAAAGAACUAAAUAUGCAAUAUGUGUUCAUGUCUGUGGGAAAAAUCUAAAAUGUGUGCCAGAUGCCCUCAGUUUCACAGAUAACAUAAAUAAAAAUUUUAAAAAAAAACAUUUUUUUUAAGUUUGACUACAUAGUCAAGUCCACAAACCAUCAAGCACUCCUCGUUAAUUAUUGCACUAGAUAAAAUAAAUUUCAAAUUAGGAAAUGUUUCUAGGAGGAAAAUUCCAUUAGAGAGUGACGAUAGGAUAAGGUUUCUUCAGGGUAAACUAGCAACGCCUGAGCCUGAAUCUUAAUUUGGGGUCUCAGUUAAAUCUCCUGUAGAGUCGAGGAUUCUUCUGAUUCUAGUUUGUGUUUAGUGAUAGAUGUAAUCUUGACGAAUAUUGCUUACUGGUGAGGUUGAGGAAUAUCACACUCAUCUUUCCCUUUACCACUGUGGUUUUGACUUAAGAAAGCAAAACUUUCUAAGUUUACUUCUCGAAUUGAAGCAAGUGAGGUCAGACAUAGUUGUCAUCACUAGUGGUAAACGACCUUCCAAGUAAGCAAAUGGGAACUGAACUGUGUUUUCAGGUUUUGUUUUUAGUACGUGAUAUUCAUUCAUAUCCAGCUCUUUAUUACAUAGCUCUGAAGUUAAAAUGAUUUACAUAGGCUGAGCUGUGGACAAAAAAAAAAAAAAAAAAAAAAAAAGAAGCAGCUUGCAGUAUGCUUAAGCUUUGGGGAAUUUUUUUUGUAAGGGGAUUUAAAAAAAAUGUUUUUAGAACAUGUAAAAUGUUUAAUGGGGAAAGUUGGAAAAGAGUUAUUUUGUAAAGUAAUACCAUGCUAAUUAUUCACUUUUAGCACGUAAAGCAGUGGUUGCUUUAGCACACCUCUGCUGCCCUUUUGCAGGGAUCAAUCAGGAACCUUUAACAAAAUUGGCAAUAUUGUAUUGGUAAGAGUGAAAUAAUAAUAGAUAGCCUAUUCCGCUAGUUUAUCUCACCCCCUCAUUUUUCUCACUAGUAUAAAUUUUAAAUUCCUGAUUUGAUUUGUCAAUAAGAUCUUGGCUUAUUUAUGCUCUGAUUUAUAGGUAGUGUCCAAAUUAUACAGUAUAACAUAUUUUUCUAGUUUCAAAAUUUAGUAAUGUCCUAUUUAUGAUAUACCAUUUCUGUGUGUUUGCUACAUAGUAUUACCCAAUUAAAAAUCUCUAAAAAGAAAGCAUUCUAAGGAAAAGGUACAUUUACUAUUGCAUGGUUGAGAAACUUUUUCCUUUCUUAAAUACAGUGUUACUAUAAGCUCACUAAACUGAAACUCUAUAUGACGAAAUAAAAUUAGAAUAAAAAAUUUGCCCUGGAGUUGUGAAUUAUAUAAAACUUUUAAAGAAUUUACCCCGAUUACUCAAAUUUCCCAGGAAAUUACAAGACCAAAGAAUAUUCGACUUCCUACACUGGUCAAAAGGGGAUAGGAGUGAAUUAUUUAACCUAGAGCUGUUUUGCUCUGUAUAACAGCAGAUAAGCCUAACAUUUUAAAGGCCACAGUAUACAUCUUCUUUUAACUCGUAGAAUAUGUAAAAUUUUAAUAGUCUGUAGUAUGCCAAAUGCAGAGGUAUAAAUAAAGUCAUUCAAAGGGAGUCUUUUCUUUUUCUGCCACUUAGGGGGCUACAUUAAGGAUGGGUAAUCUUUCCAGGAAUAAAGUCAAAAGGUAUUUAUUAAAAUAUACUUGAGUAUGCCUGGGUCCAGGAGUUUUAAGGAAUAGAAAUAAUUAUUAAUGAAUUAAUUCAGUAAUUUAUUAAAGGGAAUGGUAGCUGACCACAGGAAACUUGCUUGCUGUUUUGAUAUGAAAUAUCAUCACAAGCCUUUUCUUAAGACAUCUGAUAUCUUCCAGAGAUAUUUUUUAGGUUGUCUUGCAAACAACAAAAUCGCUGUCUUUGAUAACUGUUGCUGUUAAAAUCCGAUGGUUGUUAAGAUCCCCCCAAUUUAGUUACAUUUGAACUCCUAAACACUGUUAAACGAUGGAAAAACAAGAAAAAACAUAGCCAUAUGAGUCAUCUAUCUUUCUUGGAAGAUACUUUCUAACCAAACUUUUCUUCCAGGAUUGCACAUUGAUGGGAAAAACAAGAAAAAUUGAAGUAUUAGUCAUCUGUCUUUCUGGGAAGAUACUUUCCAACCAAUUUUUUCUUCCAGGGUUGCACAUUGAUUAGUCCUAAAUUUUAAAAUUACCUUUUUAAGACAUCAAUGAUUUUAGUAGUUAUUUAAAGGCAUGUCAUUUUUCAAUGAAAAAGCUUUGGACAGAACUUCAUUCUUCUUUUUAGAUAUUUACUCUAGAUCAUAUAUAUCAUGUCAUAGACCAAGAAGAGAUAUGGAAAUCAUUUUAUAAGUGAAUACUAUAAUUAGGAUUCAAGUUGAGUUUCAGAUCAACUUGCUCUUAACAAAAUGAAGAAGACAGAGGUAGUAAUUUAAUGCUAUGUAUGUAUGGUUUGAAAACAAACCACAGUGUUUAUAAAAUAUCUAUCUGGCUUUCUAAAGAGGGAGUCUUUAGUGGCAAAAAUCAGUGUAUUAUAAAUACUUUACCAUUUAAUAUCAACCAAAAUAACAUCUCGAGCUAAUUUUGAUACUGAAUUCCAGACACACCUGCUACAUAUUAUUUACUUCUAAGCGUGUUGCCUGAUGUAAUUCUAUUUGCACUGAAAAAUCAAAAGAAAAAGUACAUAUUUAGGCAUAUUUAUAUAUCUUCAUCUAGACAUCUGUUCUACAUUUGUGCAUAAAGUUUUUAGCAUCAUAAUUUUAUUCAAGAAAAUGUUCUGACAAAAUUGUAAUUAUAUGUCUUCAAAAAUUACAUUUUUUACUCUAGUAAGUAGAUGUUUUUAGUAAUCUAGGCAAUUUAUUUCUGAAUUUAUACCAAUGUUUGAUUGUCAUGGUACAAAACAUAUGACACCCUUUGGCUUUUGCUGAAGUUGAAAGGCAUUAUAAUCUUUACCAUAAAUGCCCAUGGCUACUUUGGAAAGACAUUUAAAACCCAAAACAAACUUUUAAAAGCAUUUGCCCCAUUUUCCCAUGCCUAUUUCAUAAAUUCCAACUUUUUUUUUUUUUUUUUUUUUACAAUUUCUGGUAUUUUUUAAGACCCAUUUCCCAUUGUACUAGGAUACAGCAGUCCACAGUAGAGUGCUACUCUCCUUGAAAUCAAAUCUGUCUUCCACUUCCAGAUUAUUCAAUUUAUAUUAGGACAAAUCUUGACAAGAUCAACCUAUUAUCCAUCAAAUAAUUUUAAAACAAUGUGUAAUCUUGUUUAAUUGUCUACAUUCUCUCCCCAGUUUAGCUGUAUUUGAAUUACUAAACACUUUAUCAUCAAACUGUACCUAGUCUAACUUAUUUUUCUUUUGCUAUCAGUUUUACAAGCAUUUUAAAAUUCUAAUAUUCAUCUCUAGUGGUGUUUAAAACAAGGUUCUCUUAUUCAAGUUUCAAUAUAAAUGUUUUUGGAUUAUUUGGGUGCUAGUUUCUUGCUUGGUUAUCUGUUUUUUUUUUUUUUUUUUAAGUUGAUUUGUAAUUUCCAAAGAGUUAUGCAUAAAGCAAUAAAAUGAUUAAUAUGC